GGGGAGAGAAAAAGAUAUGUACCUUAGGGAAGAAGCUCAGAGAGAGGGAGGGAUAGAGAGGACGGGUAGGAGCGUGUGUGCGAGUGUGUGAGACAUUUACUCUUCUAACUACUGGGAGACAGACACACUUUCCUGUCCCGACUUAAAAAAGUAAAUAAACCAAGAAGAUUUUGCUUUACCUUAUUUUAUUUAAAAUUUUGAAUUUCUAACCAUCAAAGCCUUUCCUUAAGAUCUACUGGGACUUCAUUUUCUCCCCCUCUCUGGAAAUCCUAUGUACUGAUCAAUAGACCUUGCCAUCGACACAAGACAUACCUCAUGGAUUUGUACCUUGUUGGAUAUAUAAUGUGCAUGUGGUUGUCCAGCUCUCGGGUGCUUGGAGGCUAUCCCAUCUGGUGGUCCCUAGCUCUGGGGCAGCAGUACACAUCCCUGGGCUCCCAGCCCAUCCUGUGUGGCUCCAUCCCUGGUCUGGUGCCCAAGCAGCUGCGCUUCUGCCGCAACUACAUCGAGAUUAUGCCCAGCGUGGCCGAGGGCGUCAAACUGGGCAUCCAAGAGUGCCAGCAUCAGUUCCGUGGCCGUAGAUGGAACUGCACCACCAUAAAGGACAACCUGGCCAUCUUCGGUCCUGUUCUAGACAAAGCCACUAGAGAGUCUGCAUUUGUCCAUGCAAUUGCCUCAGCUGGGGUAGCAUUUGCAGUGACCCGCUCAUGCGCAGAGGGCACUUCCACCAUGUGUGGUUGUGAUUCACACCACAAAGGGCCACCAGGUGAAGGCUGGAAGUGGGGUGGCUGUAGUGAAGAUGCUGAGUUUGGGGUUUUGGUGUCUCGAGAGUUUGCUGACGCCAGAGAAAACCGACCAGAUGCACGUUCAGCCAUGAACCGGCACAAUAAUGAAGCUGGACGAAUGACCAUCUUGGAGAACAUGCACUUACGCUGCAAGUGCCACGGCUUGUCAGGCAGCUGUGAGGUGAAGACGUGCUGGUGGGCACAGCCUGACUUCCGGCUGCUGGGUGACUACCUGAAAGACAAGUACGACAGUGCUUCCGAAAUGGUGGUGGAGAAGCACCGGGAGUCACGUGGGUGGGUAGAGACACUGCGGGCGAAGUAUGCCUUCUUCAAGCAUCCAACCGAGCGGGACCUGGUGUAUUACGAGGGUUCACCCAACUUCUGUGAGCCCAACCCAGAGACUGGUUCCUUCGGUACGCGUGAUCGCGUCUGCAAUGUCUCUUCCCAUGGUAUUGAAGGAUGCGACCUGCUCUGCUGUGGCCGUGGACACAACACACGAACUGAGAAGCGCAAGGAGAAGUGCCACUGCAUCUUCCACUGGUGUUGCUAUGUCAGUUGCCAGGAGUGUGUAAGAGUCUACGAUGUACACACAUGCAAAUGAGGCUUGGAAAAGUGGUGGGGGGUGGUAGACUGCGGACAUGGAGAGAGUGAAAAAGGGAUGGUGAGACACAGGACCUGUGUAUGCAGGCACCCCCUGCACAUUGCACUCUCAUGCUCAUAAGUAUCACCAUGACAAACACAGCACACAAAAACAGUAGGUAGUGGCACUUUUGUACUGGAACUUUUUAACAUCCUUCAAUGACUGCCAACCCCUUUCUACUGGAGCAAAGGUCCAAGGAAGAAUCACAGAAUAAUCGUGUGAUGACCAUUAUCAUUCCACUUGCAUUCCUUUUUUUUUAAUUUAUUUCAGUUUGUAAGUCACACAGCUACAUUGUGUGAAAAAGCAUAAUGCAUUACCUAAACCCUCAGUGUCUUCUGGUAUCAUGUAAACUCUACCUGUCACACUUAGCUCUCUGAUCAUCUCUACAAAAGGCCCAGCGGCUGAAACUGAAUCUGCCCAACACACUCUCACACUAUACGCACACAUGAAAGAACUGAAGGGGGCUGGUGAGAGAAGGAGGGGUUGAGGGGGGCACUCCUACUUAACUACUGAACAUUCUGAGCCUGCAGUGUAACUGAAGGCUGGGUCUUUCUGCCCUGCUAGACUACUGAAACUGACGCAAUCCCCAUGAUUCCCCAUUUUCCCAAUCCCGUUGUGUUAGCCACAUUUUGCCUGCAAGCUACAGUAUGCCUGUUUUAUAGCCCUGCAUUUCUCAAAUCUGCUGCACAGUUCAAGCCUGAAGGCAUGCACAGAAAUAGCUGACAGCAGCCAACAUGCAUCAGCUGACCAGCCACUGAUCUCUUUCAAACAUACACCCCUACAGCUGCGUCCACCACAGCUAAUGUGUCCUUGGUUCAACAAGCAGAAGAAGUGUUAAGAGAGAAAAAAACAAAACAAAACAAAGCAUAUGACUUGCUUCUAGACAUUACCUACUGCAUCUGUGUCACUGAAGGGACAUGCAACAGAAAUGUUAUAUGCUAUAUGCUGUUAUAUCUUCCAAGAGAAAAGUGAAAAAUGGAACCUGAGGGCCACGUUUGGACAGCAGUCAGUAUUGCUGAAUUCUGAUUUGGUUCUUGUCUUUGAAUUUAUAUUUAGAUAAGCUAUCAGCAUGGAAUCACUCAGUGAAAUGACUGCAUCCGUAUGAAUACGGCUCUGAGCUCAACUUGAUCUUCCAUCAUGAUGAUGAUGAUGAUGAUCAAGGAACAGAUCAAAUGUGUAAAAAUGACUGGCUGUCUAAACAAAGCCAAUGUGUUUCCAGGUAUAAGCAAAACCAACAACAAAACCAAGCAUGGUAAACAAAACAGAAUCCCCCAUGAACCUCAGGUGGAUCCACUCAUACAGUAAUAUUUGCACUUACAGAAAUGAAUGACUAAUAACACUAAUGUUAGGAAUUAUAACCAUCUGAUCUUUCAAACAAACACUUUGGGGAAAAAAUCUGAUUUAAGCCUGAUCCGCAGAUGGCAUGGGUGCCCGUUUUUUCUUUUUUGUGUAUGUGUUUUAAAGCAAACACAGGAGAAGAGGCUAUAUAGAAAAAAGUUAAGGCUUUACAGAAAAGAUGCACAGAGUCAACAGCUCAUAUUCAGGAAGGUAUUUUAGAGAAGGAGAGCUGAUUUAGGAUCUGGGAUCUGUCAGUAAAAUCACUGUACAUAAGAGAGGAAUCUAGUCCUAGAUCAGCACUGUUACUCUGAGAAGCUUUGUGAAUAUCAGCCAGUGUGACUGAAUGGAGGAAUAUGAGAGUAAAGAGAAGGAGGUUGAGGAGAAGAUGAGUUUCUUAGCUGCUCUUUGGACUAAGGGGAAGAGGUUUGUGUGUCCUGACCCAACUGUGUGUGAUGGUAAACACUGAGGGUUAGAAAAGACGGGCUUCACAGUGGUGCAACAGACGAACAGAGUGCUCCAUACAUGUUCCAACAGUCCUACGCACAUCCCAUUAAUUAAGUUGAACUACAAAAGCAGAAGGUAGAUAUUAGCGCAGUCCCCUAUGUCUGAGUCCCAGCCUAGCAUCCACCCCAUUCUGCGAGAAGCCCACCAUCACUGGUCAUUUCUGCACUCCCUUUCUGUUUUCCCCCCGCUAUAUCCAAAGUUUUGUACAAAAAGUUUUAAAGUUAAUAAUUCCCUUUUUAUUUUAUCAUCUGAAAAUGUUAUGUUUUUAUAAAUAUUAUUUAUUAUACAAUGUAUAUAUCUGUAUGACUGAACUAAGAUUAUAUAUUUGAAGAACAAUUUACUGUCUCAUGCUUUUGCCUCUAAGAGUUUAUUCAUUAACAUUUUUAUAAUUUAUGGAUGUGUUUAUUAUACACUAUACUGAGUGUAAGUUGAAAUACUUUUCUUGCCUCCUAACCAAACCUUCAAAUACGCUGCAAAUAAUAACAUAGUUUAACUUAUUUCUCCUUUCUAGUUAAAAGAAUGGUGGUCCCAAUCUGUGUGAGUUUCCCACGCAGCUCUAAUAAAGGGUAAUGAUCCUUC
Pygocentrus nattereri (red-bellied piranha) is the source of this 3843-nucleotide messenger RNA. RefSeq names its product wingless-type MMTV integration site family, member 3 (gene wnt3). Gene Ontology annotation, molecular function: frizzled binding; cytokine activity. Bases 316 to 1383 code for a protein of 355 amino acids. Lineage: Eukaryota; Metazoa; Chordata; Actinopteri; Characiformes; Serrasalmidae. The record is from RefSeq and is a predicted model, not a curated record. The transcript has 4 exons. Gene Ontology annotation, biological process: cell fate commitment; canonical Wnt signaling pathway; neuron differentiation. Gene Ontology annotation, cellular component: extracellular region.